Messenger RNA from Vigna angularis (adzuki bean), 930 nucleotides. RefSeq lists its product as uncharacterized. The record is from RefSeq and is a predicted model, not a curated record. Bases 1 to 930 code for a protein of 309 amino acids. Lineage: Eukaryota; Viridiplantae; Streptophyta; Magnoliopsida; Fabales; Fabaceae. The transcript is spliced from 2 exons.
AUGACGAUAGAGGAUUGUCAGAUUUUGAGUGGAAAUCUGAGGAAUUUCUUAGUGCAACAGAUAGUGAUGAAGAGGUUAAUGACAGUGAAGGUUAUGGGAGAAAAGCAAGAUAUUUUAGAUGCUCUAAAAUGGUAUGCCUUGGAAAAUGGGAGGAAUAUAAAGUUUGUAAAAAAUGACAACAGAAGAUUGAGGAUGAAGUGCUUUGGUGCAAAAGGAGAAUGCCCAUGGACCAUAUACUUUGGUUAUAUGGAGGCUGUAAAAUCAUGGCAGCUGAGAACUAAAAAAGACAUUCAUACAUGCAGCAGGGAGUUCAACCUGAAGUUAGUUGACGCCAAGUGGUUGAGCAAAAAGUUGGUGAAAACAGUUCAGGAAAAUCCUAAGAUGAAGGGUGUUGAUAUUCGUGAAAAAGUUCAAAGGAAGUGGAAUAUAGGUAUAUCAAGGUCUAUGGCUUAUAGAGCCAAAGCUAUUGCUUCUAAUGAAAUUGAUGGGUCGUUUAAUGAACAAUAUAAGAGGAUAUAUGAUUAUGCGCAUGAGUUGUUGGAAAGAAAUCCAGGAUCUACAGUUAAGGUCCAUGUUGAGAAUAAUGAGGGUGAGUUAAUUUUCAAGAGAUUUUACUGUUGUCUGAAGGCAUGCAAAGACAGUUUUGUCUGCUGUAGGCCAAUAAUUGGAUUAGAUGGAGACUUUUUGAAAGGGAAGUAUGGUGGUGAGCUGUUGACGGCUGUUGGGAGGGAUGGAAAUGAUCAAAUGUUGCCCAUUGCAUAUGCGGUGGUAGAAGUCGAAAACAAAGAUUCAUGGAUGUGGUUUUUGAAACUUUUGAUUGAUGAUCUUGGUGGUGGAGAAGUAUGUUCUUCAAUUACUUUUGUCUCCGACCAACAAAAGGUAAUAAUCAUAUUUAAAUUGCUUCUUUCGUAUAUUGGUUCAUUAAUUUGA